Cyclopterus lumpus (lumpfish) is the source of this 1977-nucleotide messenger RNA. Its product is annotated as CD209 antigen-like. Bases 49 to 1665 code for a protein of 538 amino acids. The transcript has 6 exons. NCBI's taxonomy places the organism in Eukaryota, Metazoa, Chordata, Actinopteri, Perciformes, Cyclopteridae. Gene Ontology annotation, molecular function: signaling receptor activity. The record is from RefSeq and is a predicted model, not a curated record.
CCUGCGGCGCUGACCUUUUCUAUGAAAUAGCUGGAAUUGUCGAGAGCGAUGCAGGAAUUCAACAUUGAGUAUGACAAGUCCGAAGUUUCCUGGAGGCCCUUAACGCCUCACACAGGUCCCAGCAGAUCAGAGAGCAGAUCUCAUGGAGCUGCUGUUGUCUUUCUGGUGCUGAGUGUUUUCCUGCUGGUCGGACUCGUCGGCCUCGGUGUCCACUACCACAAUCUCUCCACCGUCAAAGACCACCUGACGGAGCGUCUCCGGGCCUCUGAAGCCAACCUGACGGAGCGUCUCCGGGCCUCUGAAGCCAACCUGACGGAGCGUCUCCGGGCCUCUGAAGACAACCUGACGGUGCGUCUCCAAACCAUUGAAGACCACCUGACGGAGCGUCUCCGGGCCUCUGAAGACCACCUGACGGAGCGUCUCCGGGCCUCUGAAGCCAACCUGACAGAGCAUCUCCGGGCCUCUGAAGACCACCUGACGGAGCGUCUCCGGGCCUCUGAAGCCAACCUGACGGAGCGUCUCCAAACCACUGAAGACCACCUGACGGAGCGUCUCCGGGCCUCUGAAUACCACCUGACGGAGCGUCUCCGGGCCUCUGAAGCCAACCUGACGGAGCGUCUCCAAACCAUUGAAGACCACCUGACGGAGCGUCUCCGGGCCUCUGAAGAACACCUGACGGAGCGUCUCCGGGCGUCUGAAGCCAACCUGACGGAGCGUCUCCAAACCACUGAAGCCAACCUGACGGAGCGUCUCCGGGCCUCUGAAGACCACCUGACGGAGCGUCUCCGGGCCUCUGAAGCCAACCUGACGGAGCGUCUCCGGGCCUCUGAAGAACACCUGACGGAGCGUCUCCGGGCCUCUGAAGCCAACCUGACGGAGCGUCUCCAAACCAUUGAAGACCACCUAACGGAGCGUCUCCGGGCCUCUGAAGAACACCUGACGGAGCGUCUCCGGGCGUCUGAAGCCAACCUGACGGAGCGUCUCCAAACCACUGAAGCCAACCUGACGGAGCGUCUCCGGGCCUCUGAAGACCACCUGACAGAGCGUCUCCAGGCCUCUGAAGAACACCUGACGGAGCGUCUCCGGGCCUCUGAAGCCAACCUGACGGAGCGUCUCCGGGCCUCUGAAGCCAACCUGACUGAGCGUCUCCGGGCCUCUGAAGACCUCCUGACCUCCAUGUCCGAGGAGAGAGAGCUGCUGAACUCCAGCCUCACUCAACUGACUGAAGACAUGGACAGACUUCAGCGUUGGUCCAAACUGAGUAAAACGUGUCCUGCAGGAUGGACGACGCUCAGUAGUUCCUGUUAUUUUGUCUCUUCAAGCUCUGCCUCCUGGGAAAAGAGCCGAGAGGACUGCAGAGACAAAGGAGCAGAUCUGGUGAUCAUUGACUCGCUUGAAGAACAGAAAUUCCUCUCAAACAUCAUCAAGCAUUACACUUGGAUUGGUUUGAAUGACAAAGACCACGAGGGCAACUGGAAAUGGAUCGAUGGAACUCCACUGACUCAGCCUGCGUACUGGAACAGUCCACCUGAUAACGGGGGAGGAGAUCCACAGUGGGGCGAAGAGGACUGUGCUGAAAUGUUACAUUGGAGGGAAGCAGAAGUAAGCUGGAAUGAUGUUGGGUGUAAUAACUCAAAGCGAUGGAUCUGUGAACAUCUGGCUUAAUGUGUUGGGGUUCAAGGGUCAUUUAUUGUCAUUAUGCAACACAGGGAUGCACAACGAAAUCCAGCUGGAGCCCGUUUGUGACACAACACAAAAUCAUUAGUGCGUUCCUGUCGCUUAUUCUUUUUACUUUGCAUCGUGAGGAAUGUAAACAGGAGCUACAGAAACCACCAGAUAAUACGGCCGACAUCUUCACGUUAAGGAUUCCUUUAGUGCGGGAAGCUGGCAUCUUUAAAAUGUGUCUGUAUCCUGUCUGUGUAUCUGAAUUCACUUAUAAUAAUAAUAAUAACAAUAAAGCUGAGCUGUUUUCCUUCA